AGCAGAGGAGGAGGCACUCAGGAUAGAACCAUGCACCUCCAGUCCUCCAGCUCCUCUCACUGCCAGGCUGCUACCUUCAUCCUCAGUGAAAGAUGUGUCUCGUCUUCCACAAUGGACCUGAAGAUGGAACUGUUCCGUGAACAGAGUAUCUGCCAGGCGCGGGCAGCGGUCAUGGUGUACGAUGACGCCAACAAGAAGUGGGUUCCAGCAGGGGGCUCCACGGGCUUCAGCAGGGUGCACAUCUACCACCACACCGGCAACAACGCCUUCAGGGUGGUGGGACGCAAGAUACAGGACCACCAGGUGGUGAUAAACUGUGCCAUCCCCAAGGGUCUGAAGUACAACCAGGCCACGCAGACCUUCCACCAGUGGCGCGACGCCCGGCAGGUGUACGGCCUGAACUUCGGCAGCAAGGAGGACGCCAACGUGUUUGCUAGUGCCAUGAUGCACGCUCUGGAGGUGCUCAACGCCCAGGACUCCGGUCCUACGUUGCCAAGGCAGAGUCCUCAGGUGCCGAAUGGGCCUUCAGUAGAAGAGCUGGAGAUGCAGAGAAGGCAGGUGGAGCUGCAAAGGCAGAAGGAGCUGGAGAGACAGGAGAGGGAGAGACUGGAGCACGACAUGCUGGAGAGAGAACGCGAGAGAGAGCGUGCGGAGAGAGAGCAGGCGGAGAGAGAGCGCCUGGAGCAGGAGAGAGAGCAGGAGGAGAGAGAGAGGAUGGAGAGAGAGCAGCAGGAGAGAGAGAGGAUGGAGAGAGAGCAGCAGGAGAGAGAGAGGAUGGAGAGAGAGCAGGAGCAGCUGGAGAGAGAGAGAGACCAGCAGGACUGGGAGAGAGGGAGACGCAUUUCUAAUGCAGCAUUUGAAAGCACUCUCUACACCCCCCCCCCUCCCGAAUACAAGCCCUCCUCCACCCCCAACUACCCUGCCCCCGGAACCGCCUCCCCCUCUUCCGCUGCCCCGCCCACCCCUCCACUACGCCACUCAGCCUCCCGAUUUGCCACCUCACUAGGCUCUGCUUUCCACCCCGUCCUCCCUCACUACGCCACGGUUCCCCGGCGACAGCAGGCCCCGCCCCCGGCACCCGCGCCCGCCCCCCCAAUCCCGUCCAAGUCCGUAGUGUGGUCGGCCGCCAACUUCACCCCCCUGCCCCCCUCCCCCCCCGUCAUGAUCAGCAGCCCCCCAGGGAAGGCCCAGGGCCCCCGCCCCGUCAUUGCAAUCCCCGCCCCCUCCCCGCUCACCCAGAAGCCCCCCUCGCCCUCCCCCAACGGCCCCCCUAUGUUCCCCGCCCCCUCCCCCGUCACCAUCUGCUGCACCGCCAACCCCACCCCUCCGCCUCCCCCCACCCCGCCCCCUCCUCCCCCUCCCCUACCCCCCUUUGCCCUGUCCUCCCCCAUGUGUUCUCCCUCUCCCUCAUCCCAGCCCGCCGCUGGUGUCCCCUCUCCCUCCACAGCCCCCCGCCCCUCCAGCCUGCCAGUCAGCCCUAGGCUGGGAGAUGGCUCCUGCUCUGGGCCAGCUCCUGAGCCCUGCGCCCCCCUGGUCCUCCAGGCCCCCUCGCAGGAUGCAGUGCUGACUCCUGGACUACCCACACCUCCCCCCCCUCCCCCCCUCCCUCCUGGUUCCACUGUGACCCCCACGGCGGGCCCCCCUGCCCCCCCGGGCCCUCCCCCACCUCCUCCCCUGCCCCCCACUCUCACCCCCAGCGGCCCCCCACCCCCGCCUGGCCCCCCUCCUCCCCCCUCUGGGCAGGCACCUCCUCCAGUCCCGCCCCCCGCCCCUCCCCUCCCCCCUGGGCUGUUCUCCCCCUCGGAGGACCGCCCCCUCUCUGGGCUGGCCGCCGCCCUCGCUGGAGCCAAGCUGCGGAAAGUGCCACGGAGUGAGGACCCAGUGGGGGCUGCCCUGGCUGCAGCCGUAGCAGGGGGCGUGGCUGGAGUGGCAGCGGCCAAGCCUGCAGGGGGGAACGGGCCCCUGCCGGGGGGAGGGGGUCUGAUGGAGGAGAUGAGCGCCCUGCUGGCCAGGAGAAGAAGAAUCGCUGAGAAGGGCUCGUCUCCCGAGCCUGACCUGAGAGCGGAGGAGCUGGAGGGGCCUACAACUCCUAAAGUGUCAGCCUGUAACACGCCAGACAUGCCCAGGAAGCCCUGGGAGAGGACUAACACCAUGAACGGUAGCAAAUCCCCCGUCAUUGGAAGACGAGACGCACCGUGGAGAAAUCCUCAGAGCUCAGGUCCCUCCAACAGACCUAAGUCCACUCCCACACCGACUGGAUCUUUCAGUGCCAAUGGCGUGCCAACAGAAGGCCUUGACUAUGACAGAUUGAAACAGGACAUCUUGGACGAGAUGAGGAAGGAGUUGUCCAAGCUGAAAGAGGAGCUCAUCGACGCGAUCAGGGAGGAGCUGGGGAGGUCCAGCUCAGCAUAGAAGACUGACCUCACGUUCCGGAACAUCCCGGAACAUCCAGACCCUGGUCACUCCUGCAGAUAUGACACUAUACACCCCACACAGGAAAACACAACCACAGGUGACAUUAACGACAGCAACCGUAGUAACACAGAGGACUUGUCUGUGGGCGGAGCAGCACAGGCCCACAGCCCAGCGGGGCGUGUAGCGUGUAGCGUGGGCGUCCGCUGACAUCCAUCUUGUGAAGCCUCUUCACGUCGUUGUAUCUCCUGGACGGCAGGACACAGUCUUAACCAGAAGCGACUGUCUUUAUGCAAAGAUUCCUUUCUUUGUCUAUUACACUACAACAACAAAAAAACUAUGAAAAUCCGCAAUUAAACAAAACAUUAAAAUGUAUUGAACUCUAAAACCGUAUUAACCAUUGAAGGAAGUGUGAGAAAUCUAGCAGGCAAUUUUCAUGCUUAAUGGCACACAAGUGUGAUUUCAUGUUCAGGGAGUGUUGAGAGAACGGGAGGCAGGAGGGUAACGACUCAGUUUCCAUGUUGGAGCCUCUGUGUGUGAGAGACUGAAGGACAGGGUAGAGUCUACCACUGCAGGACUUUGUAAAGCGUGUCUUCCUCAAAUACUAUUUUAAUCUGAAUAUAAACGAAAAAAGAGAGAAAAAAAAAAGAUAUUUACAAAAUAAAUCUAUCAAUCAUGUCUGUUUCAAUGUAAAUCCUUGGCCAUAUCAAGUAGCUUAAUCAAAUCUCUACCGGAUGGUCAGUCAUUGUCUUCUAGUCUGUAAUAUCCAGAAAUCCUAUCUUUUUCAAAUGCUCCUGAAGAGCUACUGUACUGCGUUUCCUAUGUGUUGUGUGUGUCAGCCUGAUGAUGUCACAGGCUGAUGAUGUCACAGGGGACUGUCCUCUCUAAAAUCAAUCAUUGUAGCUCCUUACCAAACCUAUUCUGACAGACGGUGAAAGUGAUGGUUUAAAAUGCUAAACUGGCCGUUAGCAGGUUCUGUAGAAGGAUCCAGACAGUUAUUUGAGGGGUUAUUUUCCUCCCAUUUCAUUUUUGUCACAUUUGGUGCAUGUUACGUUUUUAUACACAGUGAAGGUCACUGAGGUCGCCACGAAAAAUGUAAUUACUUCAUCAUGAGUUUAUAAGCAAUAAGUGUAGCAUCUAUCUUUACUGACACCCCCACACACUCACUGAUCCUGACUUGGACAUCAAGGUCUGGAGAUGGGCCCAGCUGCCCCCCCCUAUCACAGCUGCUGAAGGCCACUCUGCUUGUUUCAUUUUCAGAGAAGCUUUAUGUUAGCAGCUGCAUUUCUUCAUGUUCGAUUUUUCUUUUGAAAUGCUUAUUAUCGAGGAGUUUGUGCGUGUUGGGGAGGAAGAUGUGCUUGUGCCAUUUAGCUUGUCUCAGUGUGCUUACUAUGUGCGUUGCUUUUUUAAUGGUUUGCCUUUAUUUCCUGCCACUCAGUAAAAAAAUAUAUUAAUUUCAGCUUAAAUUGACAGUUUCCCUGCUGGUUUUGUCCAGCACAUGCUGAAUAAAGCAUGUUUCUUUUCAGUGAGCUAAGUUAGCGUUUCCAAACGUCUAGCCAUCCAAUCAUCUGAGAGGUUGAAGGUGUAACUGUGGAGACUAGAGUCAAAGAGCUUCUUAACUCUAGCUUCUUUCCUUUUGACUUGACUGUCUCUAGAGAGACUGAUGUUGAUCAGGGCUCAUAAUCAAUACUGCACAGGAGAGCUGAAUCCUGCUGGGUUUCAACUUAUUUUCUUUCUCGUCAUCUUCUAAGGAGUAGCACAGCAUGUAAAACUGGUCUGUACAGAUGUGUGUUUACAGCAUCGAUUGCACUUUAAAAACCCAUAGAAAUCCACAACCACCACAAAUACUGCUGUGUCCCGGCUGCAGCCUCCAUUGCCAAUAAUGUGGCUAAUUCACCAAAGGUUUCAGAUGCCAGUCUACUCCUGCUAAACACAUCACACUCGAACUGAGUCGCCUUUUGUUGCAUAUCAUUGUCAAGAGAGAGGUACAUCUCUAUCUAUCAAUUUAAAGUCCGGAUUGGGAAGUGAAAGGUUCUGAUCAAGGAUAUAGUUCAUAUCUACAUGAAUAACUGUUCUGAUCAAGGAUAUAGUUCAUAUCUACAUGAAUAACUGUUUGUGAAUCUUCAUGGUUUGUGCCUUGUUCUGAAGUUGCAUUUAAUAUGUCAAAGACUAGUGAAGAUCUACAUGCUAGUAAUAAUUCUAUAGGGGCUGUCAUGAUAUAGAUGAUUUUGUGUUUAGCAUCCUGUUAAAAGUUAUAAAGGGAGUGUUUUUGUUUUGUUUUUACUUUGGAAUUUAUCUGUACAAAUAAACCCAGCCUUUUGUUUUCUCCUGAGGCCAUUACUAUGUUACACAGCUAUGGUGUUAUUAUCUGGGAUUAGAAAACUGAACAAAACACAAUGGCUCAAAGUAACUCAGUCCCCAAACUCUCAUCACCAUCUGAGAUGGUGGACUAGCUAACACUGAAAGAAAAUCUCGAACUUAAAUCAAUUACAUUUUUCAAAUUUACAUUUCUCUUUCCUGACUUUAUUCUUUUAGCAUUCACAUUGUACCAUACCGUUCUCAUAUUAAUUAGACUUUUCUUACAUGCUAACAUUGUUUUGUUUGAGCGAAUGAAAUAAAAAUUGCAAUACAUGAUUA
Molecule: messenger RNA, 5049 nt
Organism: Osmerus eperlanus (European smelt)
Lineage: Eukaryota; Metazoa; Chordata; Actinopteri; Osmeriformes; Osmeridae
Gene: enah
Product: ENAH actin regulator
Exons: 15
Coding region: 31-2412 (793 amino acids)
Biological process (GO): axon guidance; actin polymerization or depolymerization; actin polymerization-dependent cell motility
Molecular function (GO): SH3 domain binding; profilin binding
Source: RefSeq, a predicted model, not a curated record